CAACAUGGACGACUGCAACUUAGACAAACUUUCUUUGAAACCUGGAAAAUUAGACAAGAAAUUUGAUAAAAAUGUUACUGAAUAUAACACGGUGUUAACAAGUGAAAUUGAAAAAGUAGCAAUUGAUGCAUUGACCAGUGAUUCUGGUGCAUCGUACAGAGUUUUGGGUGGUGAUGAAAAGAAACAAGUUACAUUACCUGAAGGAUGCGUUACUGAUAUUAAAGUGGAGGUCACAGCAGAAGAUGGAAAGACCAUGAAAUUUUAUGUCAUUCAUGCUAAAAGAUUGUCAGCUCAAGAUGCAUCUUUAAGUAGCUUGAAGUUAGACAGAGGCAUUUUAUUACCUGAAUUUUCAUCUGAUAAUUUGUCGUAUUCAGUAUUAUUGGCAUGUAAUGUAUCAGUAUUAAAUAUAACUACUACAGUACCAGAUAUAAAGAGUACUAUAACUAUAAACAAUGAGAAACCUGAUAUACCGGUACCAUUAAAUAUUGGUUUGACUAUAAUUAAUAUAGAAAUUACAUCGGUAGAUGGCUCUAAUAAACAGACCUACACAUUAGAAGUGGCACGCAAACAAGUACCAAGAUUUGUUAAACUCUCAGAUCCUAAAGAAGCUUUGACCUACGAAUGUCCAAUUUCAUUGAACCCAUUUUACCAGCCUAUUACUAUCAAAGACAGUGAUCCAAAACGCACUUUUACUGGACCACUGAUUAAUGAGCUGACCAAAAUCUCUAAAUAUGAUCCUAUUAAUGGCCGCCCCCUACCACCAGAAUGGAGGAUACAAGAUUACAAUGUUGAUAAGAAAUUAUCAUCAGUUAAUGUUGUUAUUCCCUGUAUUGAUGGAUCAUUUUCUGAAAGUGUUAAAUUCACAGAAAUUGGUGGAUUAUUAGAAAAAUGCAACAUUUCACCUAAAGUAGAGAAUUUACAAGACAAGUUUAAAGCUACCACAGUAACCUUGAAUCAUACAAUACAGUCUAGAAAAUGGGAGAAGAAUUUACAGCAGAUUUAUCAUGAAAAUGAUGUGAAUGAAUUGGUGAAAACAGGAAAAGAAGAAUUAGAAAAAUAUUUUGAUGCCUUGCCAAAACCAGGUCUCUAUCGACAGUUUGAAGAAGGGGAAUCCCCAUUAGAUUAUCUAGAAACUGCCAUUCAGAACUACGCUACUGCUGUUAAAAAUAAACCUAAAGAUCCCAGUUUACAUUUACAACUGGGUUUAUUGUUAGAAGAAAAAUAUUAUGUUGAAGAUAUGCAUGGUUUGAAAGCUGAGACCUAUGAUGCAUUACCAACAGCUAACACUGAAGCUAAAGAAGGUUCCAAGUUAGAAGAAGCAUUAGCUAUAUGUCAGUUACGUGGAGUUGAUUCCACAGCACCAGUCUCCCUGAAACUGAAAGCUAUAGAUGAAGAAUAUCAUCAUUUACUGGACUCAGGACAAAGCCAUAGAGCAGAUCAAGUCAUGGGAAUCUAUGCCUGGUUCUCAAAGAAGAUGUCUCAGGAAGGUAUGGCAGCCCAGAAAGUAACAGAUGAAGAAUCCCCCCUGGGACAAGCCUAUUUGAAAUACCUGGAUGCUUUAUCUCUGGAUGAAACGAAAUCCCUUUAUAAUUUCCAUGUUGGUAGAUUACUGGUUUUACAAGGGGACUAUAAAGAAGCCAUUAAAAGACUGGAAGUUACAAUCAACUGGAAUCCACAACAUCAAAUGGCAAGAUUCUAUCUGGGGUUAGCUCUAGCUCUACAACAUGGUGGACCUGGUAGUCGUAGUAACGAAGCUAUUAGUUAUCUAUCAGAAGCUAUGGAAACCUUGUUAACAGAAAAUAGUAAAUUAGCCAUGACAGAUGAUGAACCAAUAUUACGACGUGAAUUAUUAUGUGAGAAUUUAUUACGGUCUAAUAACGUGAUAUUACUACGUGGUAUCAUACAACUAGGUCAACUUUUACUCUCUAACCAAAAUACAUCAACUAUUUCUGCUGAACAUGUUUUUUAUACUGCCAGUUUAUUAGCCUCCCAGGUUCUACCAACAUUAUCUCGUGGAGACUUAUAUAAACAAAUAGAAUGGAUAUUACUAGACUCUCAUUCUAAUUUAUUGGAACUCUACACCAAAUCUCCAAAUGCCACAGAAACACUUAUUGUUUUACACUGUGAAAGAUUGUCUGGUCUUAUUUUCCAUUGUACGAUUCCACAAAAUGGACCAUUACAGGAACUUCAAGAAAAUACUUGUCAGAAAUUAGUUAAAAUUCAGCCAUGUAACAGUCAUGCUUUAUAUCUCCUGGGAACAGCUCAGAUGGCAAGAUAUGAAAAUAGUUCAGCUGGGGAGGCAGCAGAUAGACUAUUAGCAAACGCAAAAUCAUCUUUUAAAGCAAGUAUAGCAUUAGAAGGUCAGCCAAAGUCAGGGGAUGUACCAGAAUUAGUGAAAGAGCAAGGAUGGUGGCAAAAGAAAUUAAAAGAAGAAGAAGAACGAAAAAAGGCAGAAGAAGCCAAGAAAGCUAGUGAGAAGAAACCAGGACCAGCUACAAGAGGAGGAGCUACUGGUAGAGGGGCACUUGCUGCCAGGGGUAGAGGAGCUCCUACAGCUCCUAGAGGAGGAGCAGCUGCAAGAGGGGGAACAACUCCAGCUAGAGGUGGAGCAACAACCAGAGGAGGGGCAGCUGUAGCACGAGGUGGAGCAACAAAGCCUGCAGCAGGGGCUAAAUCUGCAUCUCCUGCAACAAAAACCAAUGUGAAACCAGCAGGGUCAAAAGGUCAUGUCUGUGAAGCAAAACCAUCAGCUACAGAUUCCAAAGCAAAAGCGAGUUCACCAUCAACACCACAAACACCAGCUACUGACAAUAAACCAGCAGCAUCUGGACCUAAAAAUACACCAUCCUAUCUACCACGGCUUGGAUUAGGUAGAGCCUUUAAAGCAUCCAAUGAAACUGAAGAAGCUAAGAAAUAUUAUGAAGAAGUUAUUGCUAUGGCACCUGAGGUCCAUGAUGCUUAUAUAGAGAGUGCUGAAAUGUUGACGAAAACAGAACCAAUGGCAGCUGUAGAUAUAUUUAGUAAAUUUCCAGUACCAGAAAACCCAUCAUUUGAUGAUGCCUAUAUUUUUGGAGAGAUUGUAAGAUUAUUAAUGAAAAAUGAAAAAUAUGAUGAUCCUAGGCUAACCACUAAUCUUAUAGCUUAUGGUAGAGUUUUAGGACUAGCUGCUUUGGAGAAGAAUGUAAAAAUAUUGGAAGAAAAGUUUAAAAGUGAAAUAUUGAAGAAUGUUUAUGCUGGAGUCAAUCAUAAAUCUGUAGAUGAUCCUGAUAUGCAACAAUUUUUUAAAUUCAAACUUUGGAUUUGAAAUUUUGAAAUAACUGAAAGCUCAGAUUGUCCUGAUAAGAAUCCAUUAAAUUGAUUCAUUAUGGAAUUGGUAGAUGCAUAUGAAUUUCCCGACAAAAGUCUGCAACAUCCCUAAAUGUAAUUUGUUAAUGCUUAUUUGGAUUCUGACAAAAUUUUGCACCAUUUAAACUAAUAUGUCUCGCAGCCAAAAUUAUUAUGAAUAUGUGAUACUAACUUGUUUCAUUUAUUAAUUUAUAAGAAAGUUAUUAACUGUGAUAUUUUAUUGUUUUUGUGAUAUUUUACAGCCUUGUUAGUUUUAUUUAUUUAAAGAUAUGUUUAUUUAUUAAUAUUAGAAAUAAAAAUUUUAUCUGUGA
Lottia gigantea (owl limpet) is the source of this 3656-nucleotide messenger RNA. RefSeq lists its product as hypothetical. NCBI's taxonomy places the organism in Eukaryota, Metazoa, Mollusca, Gastropoda, Lottiidae. The transcript has 20 exons. Gene Ontology annotation, molecular function: protein binding. The record is from RefSeq and is a predicted model, not a curated record. Bases 5 to 3304 code for a protein of 1099 amino acids.